AUGAAGAUGAGAAUCGACGAGGCUAACAUCGUGACUGUUGGGAACAUCGGAAGAACCGGAGGAUCGUGGCUGCUGUUUCAGUUGUUCUUAUUUAGGGUCGAACAAUAUUUCUCUUCUCCGACUCAUUUCCUAUUAUUCCAUGUUACUCCACAGUUGUUGCCACUCCGAGCGGUUGUUCUUUUUGUUAUUCCUCUGACCGAUAUCCUCCACCAAGAGUGUGAUUUUAGUUGUAUUCGUGUUUUGUUAGUGUGGGUGCGUAUAUUGAUCGUGUGGGGAGUUGAGGAGGUGUGUGUAUGUGUUUUGUUGGUCGGAAAAGCAAAGACAAUCUCCAUGGCAGCCAACCAUGGCGGCUGCCGCAUUUUUAAUGCCACUAGCCACCAUCUUCGGUGGUUGUAUAUGCAUGUGGGUCGUCGAGGAUUAAAGUCAAAAGAUUUCAUCAACCCAAUGCCGGAGGAGGAUGGAAAUUCUUGUGGUAUCGGAAGCUUCUUCGUGAAGCACAGUCUAAGUUCUUCAAACAGGUCAAUCGAUGUAAUCGAAAGUUACAACGAACCUGUAAUUCAACACUUCCGGAUUCGUUUCGAUUUGUAUGCAGGUAAUGCAGAAGUUAUUGAUAAGGAGCUCCAAUUUGAAGUUAUUAAGAUUCGUGAUCCUUGUUUUAAUUAUGAUUUCCCAUUACGGUUAUCAGAUAGAAACAUAGAGCACCUUUGCAAAUUACCAUCCUCAACUGUUGCAGUUGUGGAGCUAAUUUCUCGGAAAAAGCUCGUCUCGAAGAGCGUUAACGUGAGUAAUGCAAUCUUAGAGGAACUUCUUGUAAAUUCUCCACAACUUGAAAGGCUUUGUAUCCAUCGUUCCCUAUACUUGAUGCAUGUUGAAAUUGGUGGAAAAGCUCUUAACUUGAAACACUUAGAAAUAACAAACUGUUGUGAGGUUGAAUCCAUUUAUUUAUAUGAUUUUAACCUUAUAUCAUUCAUCUACAACGGUCAAGCCAUAGAUUUAGGUCUCACUGAUCUUCCAAAGCUUAAAGAACUGGAUAUUGGUCGAGGGCUUGCAGGGUUAAAAACUAAAGUAUUUGGGAAAAUAUCAACUUCUUUUUCGUACAUUCAAGCUCUUUCGUUCAAAAUAGGCCGACCAAAGCAAAGUUUAAUCCUUGCUUCCAUUCCUGAACUACCUAAUGUCAAGAACCUGAGGUUGACAAUUGGAACUCAUGAAGAUGACUCCCUGCUAGAGGUCGCUUCACUAGCCAACUCAUGUCCAAGUUUGGAGGCUUUUCUGAUUAAGCUCUUAUGGAUUUCACCGAUCAAUAGGAGAAGGGAUGUAAGGGGAGGUGCUACGCGACCCCAUGAACACUUGAAGCUAGUUGAGAUUCAUGGGUAUUAUGGUCGAGGGAGUGAUCUUGAACUUGUGGCUUACUUCAUAGACAAUGCUGUGGUGCGGAAGGAAAUUUUGAUAGAUCCUCGGUGCCAGGCUCAGAAGGGAACUCCAACAUCAAUGAUGUUCUCCAACAUGAAUGAGAAAGUUGCUAGAUAA
Molecule: messenger RNA, 1527 nt
Organism: Lactuca saligna
Lineage: Eukaryota; Viridiplantae; Streptophyta; Magnoliopsida; Asterales; Asteraceae
Source: the annotation of a GenBank genome assembly